AUGGCCACAGACCACUUGACCCCGGUGACACCUGAUAACAAGGUCAUGGGGGACUUGUCCACGUAUGAACCGACAAGUUCCCCCGUGGAGACCCCGAUUCCCAUCCUCUUCAAGAAGGACUUUGAAAAGUUGCCUCGAAGGGAUUUUGAAGAUGUUUAUAUCCCGUGCCCCCAACCCAGACAGACAACUUGUCCCAAUUCUCUGUGGAAGACUGAGGACCCAAGCUUUAAGGAGGCUGCCAUUCCUGAUAUAGGUUUAUUCAUGCACAAAGAAUCUGUCAACAUCAGCGAGUGGAACAGACUCGCUCAUUUUAAUAAUCCUUUCGGUUUCAUGGAGUAUAACUACAAUGAGGUGAAGGCAGCUGUGGAUUUGAUCCCGAAGCCAAAGGAGCCAUUACUUUUCCCCAGGAAAGACUCGAAUGGAUGUGUGCGUUGUGCCGUUGUUGGCACUGCCGGCAUCCUCAAUGGCUCUCACAUGGGACAAGAAAUAGAUUCACAUGAUUAUGUGUUCCGGAUGAAUGGUGUUGUCACAGAGGGUUAUGAGGAAGACGUGGGGGGAAAGACCUCAGUAUACGUUCACCCAGCCCACUCCAUUACAGCAUCACUGUAUUAUUUCAAGAAAUACGGAUUCAAAACCAUCCCUCACAACGAGGGUAUUAAGUAUGUGAUGAUUCCUGAGGGUCUGAGGGAUUUCCAGUGGCUGCAGGGUCUUCUCAGUAGAGAAAGGGUCUCCAAUGGUCCAUACAAGUACUACCGGCCAUGGACAUAUUAUGCAGGGCAGUUUGAUGAAAAUCGUUUCUACGUUCUUCAUCCAGACUUUCUCAGAUAUGUGCGGAACAGGUUUCUGAAGUCUUCACAACUCAACGGAAAGCACUGGGCUAUAGUGAGGCCCACCAAUGGCGCUUUCACUCUGUUUCUGGCUCUGCACACGUGUGAUGUAGUUGACGCAUAUGGAUUCAUGACAGAGGACUACAGUAAAUACCCAAACUACUAUGUUGAGAGACAUACAAAAACCAAUGUUAUUUUCUUCAUCAACCAUGACUACAUCAUGGAAAUGAAAACAUGGAAGAAACUGCAUGACACUAAUAUUAUGAAGCUUUACCAAAGGAAAGACUCUGGGACAGACUCAUAG
Lampris incognitus (smalleye Pacific opah) is the source of this 1131-nucleotide messenger RNA. RefSeq names its product alpha-N-acetylgalactosaminide alpha-2,6-sialyltransferase 1-like. Gene Ontology annotation, molecular function: sialyltransferase activity. The coding region runs from base 1 to 1131 and encodes 376 amino acids. The record is from RefSeq and is a predicted model, not a curated record. The transcript is spliced from 8 exons. NCBI's taxonomy places the organism in Eukaryota, Metazoa, Chordata, Actinopteri, Lampriformes, Lampridae.